Messenger RNA from Suillus fuscotomentosus, 1440 nucleotides. RefSeq lists its product as uncharacterized. Gene Ontology annotation, biological process: double-strand break repair via homologous recombination; resolution of meiotic recombination intermediates. The record is from RefSeq and is a predicted model, not a curated record. Lineage: Eukaryota; Fungi; Basidiomycota; Agaricomycetes; Boletales; Suillaceae. Bases 1 to 1440 code for a protein of 479 amino acids. Gene Ontology annotation, cellular component: RecQ family helicase-topoisomerase III complex; nuclear body. The transcript is spliced from 8 exons.
AUGGUCUUAUCUGGGGAAACAAGACCCCGACAUCCAUAUUGGUAUGCCCGUGUUCUGGGCAUUUACCACAUGGACGUCUUGCUCAAUACUGAAGGUCCAAAAAAAACGCACCAGAUUGAGGUUCUCUAUGUCAGAUGGAUGGCACCCUUGAUCGAUCACCAAUCAGGGAUGAGCCGCGCGCGACUUCCAAAGGUCGUGUUUGUUGAAGAUUCUGAUCAUGAUGUGUUUGGCUUUCUUGAUCCUGGCCAGGUCAUCAGAAGUGCGCAUCUAAUUCCUGCAUUUGUUUCUCAUCGCGGGACCACCUCUCUUUGCCACAGAAGGUCAUUUGCACAACAAUGUGGUGAAUUGGACAACUGGGAAGCUUAUUAUGUGGGCAUAUUCGUCGACCAGGACAUGUUUAUGUGUUAUAUGCACUAUGGGAUUGGGCACCCUAUUGCUCUGUGUCAACUGACAAGAGAUUGUGCUAACGCGGAACUCGUGGAUGAUCCAGGACCGGAAGAACAUGAGAAUGAUGAUGACGAGUGGGAGAGCGACAGUCGACCUCAUCGCAGUGUGGGUGGUGAAGAAGGAAGGCAGGAAGAUGAUAGUGGCGAAGAUGAAGAGCAGGAGUGUGACAAUGACAAAGAGUCAAGUGUCCAAGAUGACAAGGACAUGGAGGUUGGCCUAGGGAGUUUCUCCCUAGGCCAGAGCUCCGCUUCUCUGCUCCUCCGCUCCUCCACUCAUCUGAAGUUCCAGAAGUUCGUCCGGAACUUUCCAGCGGUCCUCCGGACCUAUUCUGCUUCGGACUUUGUCCUUGCAGCCUUUCCUCUGACGAAACCCCAUUGUAAUUUCCGGAAGUUCCUCCGGAACUUUCCCGCACUCAUCCGGAAGUUACUUGUACCCGUCCGGAAAGUCCUUCCGAAGUUUCCCGCACCUUCGGAUGUCUUCGGACUUUCCUUGGACACCAAUCUGAAAUUAAGGGCACAUACUCUGAAUCAGUCCUACCCUUUGUGCAUGGUCUUAACAAUUAGCGACAUUGGCAUUAGUGCAUUUAGCUUGAUGAAUGAGAAUUUGGAAGAGGACACAGAAGAGGACGAGGGCCCAGUCUUAACGUAUCCGAGAGACAUGCUGCAUCUCGAGUUAAGCGAUGGUUUCACAACUGUCGAGGCUGUGGAAUAUCGUGCUAUACCACAGCUUGAACUUGGUGUGACUCCGCUGGGGUACAAGAUCCUCUUGAAAGACGUACAUAUUCGCAGAGGCGUUAUAUUCCUUGAACCUGAGACGAUUGAGCUGAAGGCACAUCAAACAGAAGACCAUCAAGUCAUGCAAGAUGAAAUAUUUCUGCGCCACCUCAGACGGAGGCUUGGACAACCCGACCCGGAGCUCAAUCUACAACCACCUGGUGAGGCGGAGGCUCCACUGCGGGCACCCUCCCAGGGUUCCAUCUCGUCCUGUUGCUAA